This is a messenger RNA of Cariama cristata (Red-legged seriema), 773 nucleotides long. It is a transcript of the gene GRHPR, whose product is annotated as glyoxylate reductase/hydroxypyruvate reductase. The record is from RefSeq and is a predicted model, not a curated record. The annotation marks the transcript as partial. Gene Ontology annotation, cellular component: cytosol. Gene Ontology annotation, molecular function: hydroxypyruvate reductase [NAD(P)H] activity; glyoxylate reductase (NADPH) activity; hydroxypyruvate reductase (NADH) activity. Lineage: Eukaryota; Metazoa; Chordata; Aves; Cariamiformes; Cariamidae. The transcript is spliced from 7 exons.
GGCCCGGCCUGAAGGUCAUCAGCACCAUGUCCGUGGGGUUUGACCACCUCGCCCUGGAGGAAAUUAAGAAGCGAGGGAUCCGCGUGGGGUACACCCCUGAUGUCCUGACCGACGCCACCGCAGAACUCUCGGUAGCUUUACUGCUGGCUGCUUGCCGCCGGCUGCCAGAGGCAGUGGAGCAGGUAAAGAAUGGUGGCUGGACAACAUGGAAACCCUUAUGGAUGUGUGGCUAUGGGCUCUCUGGUAGUACGGUGGGCAUCAUAGGUCUGGGGAGAAUAGGACAGGCAGUUGCCCACCGCCUAAAGCCGUUUGGGGUUAAGAAGUUUUUGUACACUGGCAAUCGCCCCAAACCAGAAAGCGCUGCAGAGUUUGAAGCUGAGUUCGUCUCACUCACGAGGCUGGCCGAAGAGUCAGACUUCGUUGUGGUGACGUGUGCUUUGACUCCGGCCACCCAGGGAAUGUGCAACAAGGACUUCUUCAGCAGAAUGAAGAAGACCUCUGUAUUCGUCAACACGAGCAGGGGGGACGUGGUGAACCAGGAGGACCUGUACGACGCGCUGGCCCAUGGCCGGAUCGCAGCGGCAGGCCUGGAUGUGACGACACCGGAGCCGCUGCCCACUGACCACCCCCUGCUCUCCCUGAAGAACUGCGUGAUUCUGCCACAUGUCGGGAGUGCCACGUACACCACGAGGAGCACCAUGGCGGUGCUGGCGGCCAACAACCUGCUGGCUGGGCUGCGAGGGGAGCCCAUGCCCCAUGAGCUGCUGCUGUGA